GGGCCGGCGGGGCCCAAUGGCGUGGCCGGGAAGGCGGGCCCGAGCUGCGUUAGGGUGUCCUUGCAGGGUGUCUGAGCUAAACUUCACCAAAUAAUAGCUGUUUGUAUUUUGGCUGCUGCAGGAGCCAUUUUAGGGGAAAUGCUGACCGAGUCCAGUGCAUUGUCACAGCGCAGGCACUGAAGGGCAAACUUGGACCCCGAUAUGGAUAUAAGUGCACACUGUGUGAUUCCGCUUUUGUAAGUUGCAUGGUGUUGUGCUGUGUCUAUCCAUCAUAGCUGCUUUGUUCCAUCCUCCGUCCUCGGGCAUUCGGGUUGUUCCCGUGUCCUGGCUGCUCCUCUUAGCACAGCAGAAAUUAGUACCUUCCUUCAAUAGAUGAUAAUGAAAAUACAGAAGAAAGAGAAGCAGAACUGAUUGCCCACGUGGUAACGGAGAGAUGUGAAUUCCUCCCCUUCACCGGAACCCUGUGCAAACUGGUUGUCAAAUUUAAAAGAUCUGAAUCAUUCCCCAAUGUCUGAUGCCUCUGUCAAUUUUGACUACAAAUCCCCCUCCCCAUGUGACGGAAGCACCGAUCAGGAAGAGAAAACCGAGGAUGUCGCCAGCCACUGUUUGCCCCAGAGGGACCUGUAUGCUGCCGAGGAGGACGCCGAGACCCUUUUCCCCCGGAAAAUGACAUCCCACAAUGGACUGGAGGACAGUGGAGGCGGUGGCACCGGCGUGAAGAAGAAACGGAAGAAAAAGGAUCCCGGAGAGCAAGAGGGGGCAGCGAAGGGGAGCAAGGACAGGGAGCCCAAGCCAAAGAGGAAGCGCGAGCCUAGAGAGCCAAAGGAACCCAGGAAGGCCAAGGAGCCCAAGACAGCCAAGGAGCCCAAGGAGCCCAAGCAGAAGGACGGAGCCAAGAAAGCUCGGAAGCCUCGCGAGGCCUCGGGCUCCAAGGAGGCCAAAGAGAAGAGGAGCGGCACGGACUCCUCGGCCCGGACAAAGUCCAAGAAGGCCAGCAAGGAGCAAGGACCAACCCCGGUGGAGAAAAAGAAGAAAGGCAAAAGGAAAAGUGAAAGCACCGUGGAGAGCUUAGAGCUGGAUCAGGGCCUGCCCACCCCAUCCCUGCGGAGUGCUGAGGAAUCCACCGAGUCUGCAGAUAGCCAGAAAAGACGCUCUGGACGGCAGGUGAAGCGCAGAAAAUACAAUGAGGACCUGGACUUCAAGGUGGUGGAUGACGAUGGGGAAACAAUCGCUGUUCUUGGGGCCGGCCGGACAUCGGCCCUCUCAGCUUCCACACUGGCCUGGCAGGCGGAGGAACCUCCAGAAGAUGACGCAAACAUCAUUGAGAAGAUCCUGGCCUCUAAGACCGUCCAGGAGGUUCACCCAGGAGAGCCACCGUUCGACCUGGAACUCUUCUACGUUAAGUACAGAAAUUUUUCCUACUUACAUUGUAAAUGGGCUACAAUGGAAGAGCUCGAAAAGGAUCCUCGCAUCGCACAGAAGAUCAAGCGAUUUAGGAAUAAACAAGCCCAGAUGAAGCACAUUUUUACUGAGCCUGAUGAAGACUUGUUCAACCCUGACUAUGUCGAAGUUGAUCGCAUCUUGGAGGUGGCCCACACUAAGGAUGCCGAGACGGGAGAGGAGGUGACACAUUACCUGGUGAAGUGGUGCUCGCUGCCUUACGAGGAAAGCACGUGGGAGCUCGAAGAAGAUGUGGAUCCCGCCAAAGUGAAGGAGUUCGAGUCUCUCCAAGUUCUCCCUGAGAUUAAGCACGUGGAGCGGCCUGCUUCAGACUCCUGGCAGAAACUGGAGAAGUCUCGAGAGUAUAAGAACAGUAACCAGCUCCGGGAGUACCAGCUGGAGGGAAUGAACUGGCUUCUUUUUAACUGGUAUAACAGAAAAAACUGUAUUUUGGCUGAUGAGAUGGGCCUAGGGAAAACUAUCCAGUCCAUCACAUUCCUUUCAGAAAUAUUUCUCAGGGGAAUCCAUGGCCCUUUCCUCAUCAUCGCUCCUCUGUCCACCAUCACCAACUGGGAGCGAGAGUUCCGGACGUGGACAGAGAUGAAUGCCAUCGUGUACCACGGCAGCCAGAUCAGCAGGCAGAUGAUCCAGCAGUACGAGAUGGUGUACAGGGACGCACAGGGAAACCCUCUUUCAGGAGUCUUCAAGUUCCAUGUUGUCAUCACCACCUUCGAGAUGAUCCUGGCAGACUGCCCCGAGCUGAAGAAGAUCCACUGGAGCUGUGUGAUAAUCGACGAAGCCCACAGACUGAAGAACAGGAACUGCAAGCUGCUGGAGGGCCUGAAACUCAUGGCCCUGGAACACAAAGUGCUGCUCACCGGGACGCCCUUGCAGAACUCCGUGGAGGAGCUCUUCAGCUUGCUGAAUUUUCUGGAGCCGUCACAGUUUCCUUCGGAGACUGCUUUCUUGGAAGAGUUUGGAGAUUUGAAAACAGAGGAACAGGUAAAGAAAUUGCAAUCUAUCUUAAAACCAAUGAUGCUUCGGCGGCUGAAAGAUGACGUGGAGAAGAACCUUGCUCCCAAACAAGAGACAAUCAUUGAAGUAGAGUUGACCAAUAUCCAAAAAAAAUACUACCGUGCCAUCCUGGAGAAGAAUUUUUCCUUCUUGACCAAAGGAGCCAAUCAGCACAACAUGCCCAAUCUCAUCAACACCAUGAUGGAGCUGCGGAAGUGCUGUAACCAUCCCUACCUGAUCAACGGGGCAGAGGAGAAAAUCCUGGAAGAUUUCCGAAAAACUCACAGCCCUGACGCCUCUGACUUUCAGCUGCAGGCCAUGAUCCAGGCAGCCGGAAAGCUGGUACUGAUUGAUAAACUGCUCCCUAAACUGAUUGCAGGUGGCCACAAAGUGCUCAUCUUCUCCCAGAUGGUGCGCUGCCUCGAUAUCCUGGAAGAUUACCUCAUCCAGAGGAGAUACACCUAUGAGCGGAUCGAUGGGCGAGUACGGGGAAACCUGCGCCAGGCAGCCAUCGACCGGUUCUGUAAGCCAGACUCAGACCGCUUUGUCUUUCUCCUGUGCACCAGAGCGGGAGGCCUGGGGAUCAAUCUCACAGCUGCCGAUACCUGCAUCAUAUUUGAUUCAGACUGGAACCCGCAAAAUGACUUGCAGGCUCAGGCCCGCUGUCACCGGAUCGGCCAGAGCAAAGCCGUGAAGGUGUAUCGCCUCAUUACCCGGAACUCCUAUGAGCGAGAGAUGUUCGACAAAGCCAGCCUAAAACUGGGCCUGGACAAGGCUGUUCUUCAGGACAUCAACCGCAAAGGCAGCACCAACGGAGUGCAGCAGCUGUCAAAAAUGGAGGUAGAGGACUUGCUCCGGAAGGGAGCCUAUGGUGCCCUAAUGGAUGAGGAAGAUGAAGGCUCCAAGUUCUGUGAAGAGGACAUAGACCAGAUUCUGCAGCGGAGAACGCACACCAUCACCAUCCAGUCGGAAGGGAAGGGGUCCACGUUCGCCAAGGCUAGCUUUGUGGCUUCGGGAAAUAGAACUGAUAUUUCCUUAGAUGACCCGAAUUUUUGGCAGAAAUGGGCCAAAAUAGCUGAACUGGACACUGAAGCAAAAAAUGAAAAGGAGAGCCUCGUGAUCGACCGGCCUCGUGUGAGGAAGCAGACCAAGCACUACAACUCCUUCGAGGAGGAUGAGCUCAUGGAAUUUUCUGAGUUAGACAGUGACUCUGACGAGAGGCCCACGAGAUCCCGACGCCUCAAUGACAAAACCAGGCGCUACCUCCGAGCCGAGUGCUUCCGGGUGGAGAAGAACCUGCUCAUCUUCGGGUGGGGCCGGUGGAAGGACAUCCUGACCCACGGGCGGUUCAAGUGGCAUCUGAACGAGAAGGACAUGGAGAUGAUUUGCCGUGCCCUGCUGGUGUACUGUGUCAAGCAUUACAAAGGGGACGAGAAGAUCAAGAGCUUCAUUUGGGAACUCAUCACACCUACCAAAGACGGGCAGGCCCAGACCCUUCAGAACCACUCAGGCUUGUCCGCUCCAGUCCCCAGAGGGAGGAAAGGGAAGAAGACGAAGAACCAGCUGCUGCUCCCGGAGCUCAAGAAUGCCGACUGGCUGGCCACCUGCAACCCUGAGGUGGUCUUGCACGAUGACGGCUACAAGAAGCACCUCAAACAGCACUGCAACAAGGUACUUCUUCGUGUCCGGAUGCUCUACUAUCUUAAAGCGGAAAUUCUGGGAGAAGCAGCCGAUAAAGCAUUUGAAGGAACUCCUGCCAGGGACCUGGAAGUGCCUCUGCCCGACAUUGACUACGUGGAGAUCCCCGUGGAUUGGUGGGACGCCGAGGCCGAUAAGUCCCUCCUGAUUGGAGUGUUCAAACACGGGUAUGAGAGGUACAAUGCCAUGCGGGCCGACCCAGCACUUUGCUUCCUGGAGAAAGUUGGAAUGCCGGACGAGAAGUCCCUGUCUGCAGAGCAGGGCGCUGCUGAUGGAGGCGCAGACAUUCCUGAACGAGGUAACGUGGAUAAAGAAGACAGUGCUGAAGACAAAAUAGAUGGUCUCCAGAAACAAAUGGAGAGCUCCAGUGAUGGAGGUGAUGGCAUCUUUGGUGAAAAGAAGGAUGACAGCCAGGCAGCCCAGGAUGGCUCCGACUCAGACAAAUCGCCCUGGCCAGUUCCGUCUGCUCUCACAGCUCGUCUCCGGCGUCUGGUCACCAUUUACCAGCGGUGCAACCGCAAGGACCUCUGUCGACCUGAAAUCCUGGGGCCAGGGAGCCAGGGGUACUGGGGCCAGGAAGAAAUGUUCAGGAGGACCUCCGAGAUGGAGCUUAUCAACAAGGAAGCCCAGAAGAGGUGGACAAGACGAGAGCAAGCAGACUUCUGCAGAGCAGUGUCUUCCUUUGGCGUUGUUUACGACCAGGAGAAGAAAACCUUCGACUGGACGCAGUUCCGAAUCAUUUCACGCUUGGACAAGAAGUCAGACGAAAGCCUGGAACAUUAUUUUUAUAGUUUUGUAGCCAUGUGCCGAAACGUCUGUCGCCUGCCUGCAUGGAUGGAUGGUGGCCCCCUAGAUCCCACCAUCUACGUCGAACCCAUCCCCGAGGAGAGAGCUGCCAGAACUUUGUACCGCAUCGAACUGUUGCGGAAGGUGCGAGAGCAGGUGCUGACGUGUCCUCAGCUGCACGAGCGCCUGCAGCUGUGCAGGCCCAGCCUCUACCUCCCUGUCUGGUGGGAGUGCGGGAAGCACGACCGCGACCUGCUCAUCGGCACCGCCAAGCACGGGCUGAACCGCACCGACUACUACAUCAUGACGGACCCCCAGCUGUCCUUCCUGGACGCCUACAGAAACUACGCGCAGCAUAAGAGGCCCGACCCCCAGGCGCCAGACCUCUGCUGCCUCUAUCAGACCAACUCCAAACUGUACGAGUCGCUCACCUAUCACCCAGGGAGCAGGACUUCGGAGGCCCUGGAAGGGGAGCCCGAGAAUCUCGUGAAAAUCGACGGCAGAGAUGACCUGGGGCUGUCUGGGGGCAGCCUCGCCGACCUGACCUGCGAGAACCUCAUUUCGAAAGUCCAGGACGUCAUUUCCGUCGGCCACGACGACGGUCUGCUGCCGGAGUCCCUGGAGAGUGUCAUGUACGGUAAGAAGGCCCUCGGCCGGGAGCCGGGCUCUUUUCAGGAGAAUCCAGGGCUUGACCCAGAAUCCCGGAAAGACACACUGGCCCUCUCGGCCGUCGGUGAGGGGGACUGCCAGCCUGCAGCCGGCCACGAGGCAGACGCCACCUCAGGGUCCUCCAUCAUGAGCAGUUUGGAGGCAGGCGUGGCUCAGAUGAACCUCAAAAAUGGAAAGCAUUUGUUGAUGUCCCUCUCCAAGGACGGGGACCUCUGCUGCGACGAAAGCCGGCCGCGGCCGGAGAGCACUGGGCAGCUGGAAACCAAAUGCUUCGCUCCCCCUUCCUUGGACCAAGGCAAUGAGAGUGGGUUUGUGGACAUGUGCAGUCUUAGUGUCUGCGAGUCCAAAAGAAACCUGUCGUCCGAGCAGCAGCUGAUUGACUUAAUAGAGAGCAAAAGCUUAGAGAGUAAAUUGACUUUGAGUCAGAACCACAGUGACGAGGAGGAGGAGGAGGAGGAGAACGAGGAGGAAAGCUUAGACAUGGCCGCAGGCCUCCGGGACAGGCCUGAAGCUCUGCGUCUCCCUGAGCCUGCAGUGAGGGGGCCAGGGGACAGGAGCCGCGACUUUGCCCUCGGUGAAGCCAAGAAAGGGAGCUCGGACAUGCUCAGCCUCGGCCCGGGGCCGCAGCAUGCUUUCCCUCCCGCGGCCUAUCAGUGUCCCUGCAAACACGUGGAGCGGUGGGCUCGGGGCUUCGAUGGUGACGGGUUCGAACUGGAGAAACCCAAGGCGUAUAGCCCAGACCUGCACAAAAGCCAGACCAGCCACCCUGUGGCAGAGGGCGAGUCCCCUGCCGUUUCCUUGGAGCCCUUUAAAGUGAAGGCUGACCUUCUGAAGGAACCUUGGAAAGAAAGUGCCGAAGGCAAAAAGGGUUUCCCUCCGUACCCCCCGGAAGGAAGCGAGCUCAAGUCAGAAGACAUGGAUUUCGAGAGCAAAGAUGAUUAUGAGAGAGAUGGAAACUGCCAUAGCCAAGGUCACGCUUCUCCUGGUUUGCCUUUCCUCCCAGAUUACCCAGGGAAAUACUCGGAAGAGGAGAGCAAGAGCUCAGCAUCAGGCAUCACAGGCGACGGGGACGACCCCCAGGAGGCUCGCGCCCCCACCAUCGCUCAGCUGCUCCAAGAGAAGACCCUCUAUUCCUUCUCUGAGUGGCCGAAGGAUCGCGUGAUAAUCAACCGCCUAGAUAAUAUCUGCCACGUGGUGUUGAAGGGGAAGUGGCCCUCCAGCCAGCAGUACGAACCCUCAGGCACGCUGCCCGCCCCUGCAUUAACCAGCAGUGCCGGCUCUCGGAGCAGCCUUUCCGAGCCAGAGGCCUCAGAACACGGCUUCAGCGGUGGCGCGGCCGUGGCGUCCCAGGUCCCGAAGGAGAACUUCCUGAGUCCAGGAUUCACAAAGGAAGAACAAAAACACAGGCGUCCUUAUGAGUUUGAGGUGGACAGGGAUGCGAAAGGCCGGAGCCUGGAACAGUUCUCUGCUACCCACGGACACCCCCCCAUCAUCCUCAAUGGCUGGCAUGGGGAGUCGGCCAUCGACCUCUCCUGCACGUCAGAGGGGUCCCCGGGAGGCACGUCUCCUUUCCCAGUGAGUGCCAGCACCCCGAAGAUUGGAGCCGUCAGUUCCCUUCAAGGAGCCCUCGGUAUGGACUUAUCUGGGAUUCUCCAAGCCGGCCUGAUCCACCCUGUGACCGGGCAGAUUGUCAAUGGAAGCCUCAGAAGAGACGACGCUGCCCUGAGGAGGCGGAGGGGGAGGCGGAGACAUGUCGAGGGAGGCAUGGACCUCAUCCUUCUGAAGGAGCAGACACUCCAGGCAGGAAUCUUGGAAGUCCACGAAGACCCUGCACAGGCCCCCCUGAGCGCCUCCCACGCUGAGGGUCCCGUGCCUGCCCCCUUGGCCCCCGAGCCAGCCCCGGCCCCCAGCGCCCAGGCCGAGAAGCCCGUUCCUAGCAAGAGUCUGCUGGACUGGCUGAGGCAGCAGGCCGACUACUCUCUGGAAGCCCCCGGAUUUGGAGCAAAUUUUUCAGACAAACCAAAGCAGAGGAGACCACGCUGUAAGGAACCUGGAAAAUUAGACGUCAGCUCCCUGAGUGGGGAAGAGAGGGUUCCUGCUGUCCCCAAGGAGCCAGGACUGAGGGGCUUUCUCCCAGAAAACAAGUUCAACCACUCCCUGCCGGAGCCGGCUCUUCGGGACGCGGGUCCACGCCGGAGGGGGCGGCGGCCUCGAAGCGAGCUCCUGAAGGCGCCGGCCAUGGUGGCGGACUCGGCCUCGGGGAUGGGGCCCCUGUUCAUGAACGGGCUCAUCGCCGGCAUGGACCUGGUGGCGCUGCAGAACAUGCGGAACAUGCCUGGCAUCCCGCUCACGGGUCUGGUGGGCUUCCCAGCCGGCUUUGCCGCCAUGCCCACCGGUGAGGAGGUCAAGAGCACCCUGAGCAUGCUGCCCAUGAUGCUGCCGGGCAUGGCCGCCGUGCCCCAGAUGUUCGGCGUGGGGGGCCUCCUCAACGCGCCCAUGGCCCCCACCUGCUCCUCAGCUGGGCCAGCGGCGGCGGCGGCGGCACCUCUGUCAAGCACAACGAAAAGUGGCACGGCCGCCUCAGAGAAGGCCGCCGAGGACAAGCCGGCUGGUCACGACGUGAGCACGGACGCACUGGCCGCAGACAAGCCCGGCCCUGGCCCGUUUUCUGAUCAGUCGGAACCCGCAAUAACUACAAGUAGUCCUGUGGCUUUUAACCCGUUCCUCCUCCCGGGAGUGUCCCCCGGACUCAUCUACCCGUCCAUGUUCCUCUCCCCUGGCAUGGGCAUGGCCCUGCCGGCCAUGCAGCAGGCCAGACACUCGGAGAUCGUGGGUCUAGAGAGCCAGAAGAGGAAGAAGAAGAAAACGAAAGGGGACCACCCCAACCCCGAGCCUGCUUCUGCGUCCGAAAAGGAGGCGGGCAGUGACCCCAACGGCCCCGAGUCCAGGGCCCCUGCCGCCCCAGAUCGAGAACAUGCGUGCCAGGCCAGGGAAGGGGGCCCCAAAGACUCCAACAGUGACACCAAUUAGAAACUUUUUCAUUUAAGAAAUCAUUGUGACUUGUAAGUUUCUUAUCCCAUAGCGGUUUGUUACUUCCCUCACUUCACCUUCAUCCAAACCUGUGUUCCCAUCAGUAACGAUUAUCCACCUGGUUUCCUGUCUGAGAACUAUGGUAACAGACCUUAAUAGUCGCAGGGUCUUGCCACUUCAUUUAGCCAAGUGUCGACCUGGUCUAGGAGGCACAGGAUUCUCAUUCUGUUAUCCAGUUGUUCAUUCCAGCGAUCGUAGUUAAUACAGUACUUGGUGACACGCCCUCCCCACCUUCUCUCCCAAGUUUCCCGCUCGAGGAGGGGGAAAAAAAAAAAACAAAUGGCAAAAGGAAGCUAUCUAGGGAUUUGCCUUUGAAGGCUGAAAACGGACAAAGAGUAGCUCUCUUUUUCCAUGAGCUGUGUUCAACAGGACUAACGUAACGGGGAAACCAAAAAGCACAGACAAAGAAAGUGCUGGUGCAUAUUUUUUCAGUUGAAAUAGUUCCCUAUUUUAUCAUGAUUACUAAACGCGUAGUAUAGACAGAGUAUAUAACUAAUGGUUGAAAUGCAUAUAUUAUUCCUUUCUUUAUAAAACAAAAUCUCGCUGGUAGUAACAUGAUUUUUCCCCCUUCACAUUUUUUUUUUCCAGCCCCCACCACCACCCACUCACCCACCCACCGCAGCAAGACGAAAUACUGAGUAGACAUUAUUUUCUACCCGUGCAUUACCCUCUCUGCAGUCUGGGUCACCCUCGGUAGGAGAAAGCUUUACACAGCGGAGUGCUGCGUGCCACAGGGCCGAAGCUGCAGAGCUGACCAGCACGGGCUGGCACCCUGCCCUCACUGCCCCUCUACCUGGGCCUAGCAGAUUUUUCUUCCCUGUUUUCCCUCGGCAAGAGUGGGGCUCUCCCUGGGCCCUGCAGGAAAAUAAGUCGCUCGCCCUUUGGACCCUCGCUGGGUCCUUCUGUCGGGAGUUAUCGGAGGGUGUCAAAAAAGCACGUGUGCCACCUUCUUUUAAUGCGACUGUGAAGUUUCUCCUGCCCUCCGUUCCCUGCCUCUGUUGAUCCAAUGGGGCCCGAAUUUCAGAUGAUCAAAUCCAGUUUGUUUCCCCAGCCCGCUUUCGCCAGAGCCACGUUCACCCACUUUCUUCCCAGCUCCCCACACACGUUCUCUCCCUCCCCGACUCCAGUCUAGACCGACGUUCGAGGCUAUGAGGCCCGAGACCAGCUCAGGGCCGAGUCCUGGGGGCUGUCACCGGGCUGUGCAGGACAUUGGAAACGUUAGAAGCGUUCCUAGGACCGGCUUCACUUUUUUUUGUUGUCACAAUUUACUGUAUUUUUUUUUUUACUUUUUUUUUCUGUUACGGUUUUGCUAAUUUAUCGAAAGGUCCAAAGUUUGACAUAACUAUUUCAGUUUCCAUUAUUUAUUUAUGAUGCUUUUGUCAUUGUCUUUUAUACAUUUGGAAUUAUAAAUUAUGUAAAUGUUAAAAAUGAGCAUCUCAAAGAAGUCUGUUAAAUCGUGACCGAGAAAAAUCAGUGUAUUUUCAAAAAAAGUGGAGCCCCAGUUUUAUGAAUCAGAAAUACAAAUCAGAACUUCUAGAGCAGAUCAUGUAAGAAUCCCGUGAUUGAACAAAUCCUAUUUAAUGACAUCUUUGUGGCAUAGAUGUUCUAUAAUGCUGACAACAGAUUUCUUAGAAAUGCUGCUUUCUCUAUUUAACUAACAUUUUGUUCAGUUUUGCCUCCAGUGGAAGCAGAAAGGUUUUUUCAGCUGUUAAAUCCUAAAAAAAAAAAAAAAGAAAAAAGAAAAAAAAAAGAAAAAAUCAAUAUAAUUUAUUUAUGUAAAAAAAAUCACUCGAUCGAUAUAUUUUUGAACCUUUUAAGUACUAAUUUUCUUUUUAUUAAGUAGAAGAAAAAAAUGUAUUUGCCCUAAAUCCUUAAAAUACAAAUGCUAUAAAAAUUCAUGUAUCUUGAAAGCCUUACUGCAAAAGAGUAUUAUAGACACCCGGCAGAGCCUGGGUGCUUCGUUGUCCUGUUGUUGUUUUGUAUGGAAAAGCUGCUUCUCCCAGGUUCCGCUUAGAACCUCCAGUAGGUCACAGGGUUCAAUAUGGAUCUGAUUUUAAAAACCCACCAGCAUGCUAAACCCCUUGUUAUCUCUUAUUGAACCUGUAUGUUAACUUUCUGGGUGUUUAGGCUUAUAAUUGACUGCUAUUGUGUCCCUGUUUGCAAAAUGAAAAUGACACUCUGGAUUAUUUGCUCUGUAAGGCAUAAGUGCUUCUUAUGAUUAUUUUGACAUUACCAAGAGCAAAAGCCAAAUUUAAACUCUUCAGCAAACUUUGAGCCUUUUCAUCUAAUUCCAUGUCACUCACAGCCAUAACUUUUCUUGAUCAUUCUUCACCCCAUGUCUUACAUAAUAAAUUGUCUGUGGUCUUGA
Sorex araneus (European shrew) is the source of this 11065-nucleotide messenger RNA. It is a transcript of the gene CHD6, whose product is annotated as chromodomain helicase DNA binding protein 6. Gene Ontology annotation, molecular function: protein binding; ATP binding; ATP-dependent chromatin remodeler activity. Lineage: Eukaryota; Metazoa; Chordata; Mammalia; Eulipotyphla; Soricidae. The coding region runs from base 508 to 8637 and encodes 2709 amino acids. The record is from RefSeq and is a predicted model, not a curated record. The transcript has 40 exons.